CUUGUCUAUGUUGAUGCUCUUAUCUGUCUUUUGCUUGUUCUUGUAAUUUUUGUCAGUUCAUUAAAAAUCUCUAUAUAAUUUCUGGGUCUUUUUAAAUUUUUAUUUGGCAGACUUCAUAGCUGACAAAACAGACUUCGAUUUGAUAGGUAUCCUAGCCAUGCACACAUGUGGGUGGCACCUAUCAGGUCUGGGCUGGGGGAAAAAAAAAAAGGAAUGAUUAUGAAGCAGCAAUGGAUGAUUGGUACAGUUUCCUUAGUGAAACCAAGACUUAUUAUGGCGUCAAUAUGGGUGUUUUAACAAAGCCUUUUGAAGACGAACAGAAAAACUAUUACCUGCAGACUUCAAUAUGGAACAAUCUUCAUCCACAUCAAAUUAUUGGGACAGCUGCUGUUGUAAAGGAGAUUGAUUGUUUAACAGCCACUGUGGAUGACAUCUGUCACUUUGGAGACAGCAUUUGUGUCAUCAGUCACUUUGGAGACAAUACUUUCUGGGUUUGGUGGAUGGUUUGAUGUCCAUUUCUGAGGUAGGAGAGGGAAUCCAGCUCGGCAAGAGAUUGAGCUGACAACAGCUUCUAGUGUUGAUAAUGGCACACAUUGGGGCCAGCAGGUUUUUUUCUUGCAUCCUUCUGUUCAAGUUAGUGAAGGGAGUGAUAUCAAUAUUUCUUUCUCAAUGAAUGGUUCCAAGGAAAAUCAUCGUUUAAUGGAGGUUGAGUUUGGCUGUGACAUCAGACAUUCUUCUGGCAAGAUGCAUCCACUAAUCAAGAAGAGGUUCUACAUAGAAUGAGGAAGGAAAUGGAAAUUUUGGAAGUUUAACCUUAACAAGGUAUACGUUGCAGCUUCUUGAAUAUGUAUUUAUUACUGGGAUUUACACUCCCCACCCAAGAAGGGAUAAAAAAAAAUCAAAACAAAAAGAGUUAGGAUCCACAAUUAUCACCCUUCCUAUUUUUUUGAUCAACCACAAUUUAUCAACCAUUGAUUUCUAAAUCCAACAAUUUUAGAUAUUAUUACUAAAUAUAACACCUUCAUUUUCAACCGUUGGAUUUGAAUUCAAUGACUGAUAAAUUGCGUAAUACUUACACGUUGUCUGCAUGCACAACAUGACGCAUCUAUGUUUGGGCUGACUGCCUUUUAUGUUCUCCUGAGAGUGCACCUGACUUCCAGACAAUUUUGGUUGCAGCAUUUGAAAUGCUAACAUAUGUCACCAUUUUUAGAACUGUGUUUUACCGUCCUGAAAUGUUAUCUCCAUGUCCAUGUACAUUCUCCACACGAAGAAAGUAUGUAUUUAUUGUAUGGGGAAAAAGGAUGUAUUGUUGUAAUUAACUGCUCUCAUUGUGUUCUUUAAUCCGAAUAGUUUUGCUCUAGAAAAAGGUGUAGCCAUUUCUCUUCCUCAUGGGGAGAUGGGAUUGAGUCGAUUGACCCCUUUCCAAUUAAAUGAAAUGGCUCUGU
Rubroshorea leprosula is the source of this 1445-nucleotide messenger RNA. NCBI's taxonomy places the organism in Eukaryota, Viridiplantae, Streptophyta, Magnoliopsida, Malvales, Dipterocarpaceae. The record is from the annotation of a GenBank genome assembly.